AAGUGAAUAUUAAAAGUCCGAGUGAGUAGGAAAUAGAUAAUCAAUAGGUCUAUGGAUAUUCGGAUUUUCAACUGACUCACUAUUCUAGGUACGUUCCUUCUGCAAUUGUCAUUUUGCAUCUUAUUAAAGAACCCCGCGUCGCACCUUCAAUCCGAACUUGAACUUGAACUUGAACUUGACGAAUUAAUUAUUCCCAACCGAACUGUUGCAUCAGUCUUGAAACUUCAUUCCUCAUUAAAGCUUUUUAUUGUCUUACAUUUUACAUUUUACAUCUUACAUAUUGCAUCUUUCUGGCGUCUCUCCCUCACCAACAUAAACCAUCACCUCUGGGGAACUUGUCCGAUCAUUAAAACUAUUUCCCAUCUGACCUCUGGUUAACAUAGGGGGUGAAAUCAUGGCGUCGGAACCUGAAGCAAUGGCAGAGGUUGUAAGUGGGGGAGUGGACGCUGUGGUAGAUGCCGCAGUAAAUGUUGUCGUUCCUACCAAAUUCUCUUGGUUGCAACCCCAUGUCAUCUUCGUUGUCAUCCUCGUUGGUGAAGAUGAGAUCCCCUUUGGCAUCCAGAAGGACUUCCUCUGCGCCAAGUCCUCCCACUAUCGAAUCCAGUUUGCCAACAAACAGGGGGAAGACGCCGGGCUUGAGCAUAUUGUCAAGCUUCCCCAAGCCACCCCUGAAAUCUUUGGCUUUGUCCAGAACUUCUUAUAUACCGGAAGCCUCUUUCCCGACGCCGAUUCUCUCCCUGGCUAUGAAAUUCUGAUUGCCGCUUGGAAGCUGGGAAACGAGCUAGGUAUUGAAGGUCUCUGCGACGAGGCCCUCGAAGCUAUGGCUGAAUGCAGACGUGUCACACAGCAUAUUCCCGCUACGCCUCUCCUUGUUCAGGCGUGGAAAGACGCUCCAGAGGGCUCCUCUAUCCGCACGCUCCUUCUGAACUGGGCUGCAGAGUACAUAAGAUCCUCAGAGUCCAGACAAGAAUUCACGAAGUCUUUGCCUCAAGAGGUACUCAGUGAGCUUGUAAUAGCAAUGAGCCAUCUGAACUCUUCGCCAGUCAUACAGGUUAAUCCUGUCCUAUCCCCUGCCAGCCAGGCCCAGAGGAAGAAUGUCCACUAUCUAGACCCAGAAGAUAGUGAAGACGAUGUAUACACCAAGCCACAGAAGCAUCGUCACUCGGAUGUGGCCUCGAAUAGGCUAACUUCUGGUGAAAGAAAGGUCGGGGCUAAGAAACCCGCCUCAAGAGCAUCACUUCCUACGCCUAAGCCUAUCAAGUUUAAGCGAUCUAGCUUAAAUGCCGACCUUUCGCAAUACUCAACGGAAGAUAAGCUAUGGUUCUGCGAGCGACUCUUGGGUAAGAUGUUAUCUGGACCUGGUUUCUGGACUCGUCUGGUCGGUCCUUUCCGCGAACCUGUCCGCCCUGUCGAAGAUGGCGUACCGGAUUACCUGACAAAGAUUAAGAUGCCUAUGGAUCUCAGCACGAUCAAAAGCAAGAUGGAUCGAAGAGAGUACCACGACGAGCAGCAGUUCUCGGCCGACAUCCGCCAGAUCUUCACCAACUGCUACGCAUACCACGAACGAGGCUCCCCAAUGUGGGCCAACUGUGAGAAGUUUGAGAAGACGUUCGAGGAGAAGUUUGCAGAUAUGCCUAAGGAGAUUGCGAAGAUGCUGGGUGAUAAAGCUUCUUAGUGCGCCCACCACCUGGUGGUGAGUUUCUUUUUUAGUUACGCGGUGAUUUGGCUAUUGCCUAGAUACACUCGUACGAUUUGACCAUUACGCAUGGACGGACCAGUUUACUUGGAUGGACGGGUUUGGAGUCUAUGCAGAAAGGUUAUAUUAUUAUAGGAUAAUUAGCACAUGUUCGUGCAACCAGGCGUGAGAUGAAACACCCUGAAUCCUGGAUCGUUCAGUCGAUCUCUUAAUGGCCUGUUAUAGAGGCAUUGCGACGCAUGUGCAUUUGCAGGCUAGAUGCGGUCUUAGCACUAGCACUUUUGUCUUUUAAAGGGUUGUUGUUUUCAUUUGCCCGGCGUCUCUGCGAGGAAGAGAGAGAACCACACUUGCCCCCUUCGUUUCAGGGAUAGCACGGCAAUAGGUUUAGGGAUUCUUGAUAUCGGACUGAUUUCUUGCGAAAUGGAUUUGAUUUGAUUUCUUUAAGAUGUAGGCUAUUUUCGCCUGUGCUUGUGCUUGUCUUGUGAAUGCUUGAGUGUAUAACGCAUGAUUGUUAAUCAUCUAGGUUAAGCUAUUCCUAACUAACACUAUACAUAUAUCUAAGUUAUAACUCUUAAUGAGGGGUAUUGGGAGAGGCGGAACUUAAGUACCUGGGUAGUCUUGGUUAAACUAGUAAGCCCUAACAUGUAGGUAUGAAUGAGAAUGCUCAAAACUAG
Molecule: messenger RNA, 2370 nt
Organism: Daldinia loculata
Lineage: Eukaryota; Fungi; Ascomycota; Sordariomycetes; Xylariales; Hypoxylaceae
Product: Bromodomain-containing protein
Exons: 3
Coding region: 395-1675 (426 amino acids)
Biological process (GO): regulation of DNA-templated transcription; chromatin remodeling
Cellular component (GO): chromatin; nucleus
Source: RefSeq, a predicted model, not a curated record